Messenger RNA from Caenorhabditis remanei, 969 nucleotides. RefSeq lists its product as uncharacterized. Lineage: Eukaryota; Metazoa; Nematoda; Chromadorea; Rhabditida; Rhabditidae. Bases 1 to 969 code for a protein of 322 amino acids. The transcript is spliced from 7 exons. The record is from RefSeq and is a predicted model, not a curated record.
AUGGUCCGAACUAGUGGAUUCAUGCUUCUGAUGCCUUGUGGAAUCAUAUUUGGGCAUUGCGAGUACGCCAUCAUAGUAUUCUGGGGUAAACCUACCAACUACUCCUCCAUUAACUCCACAACAGUCACCACAUCUUCAUGGAAUGAUUGUGUCAAUUACUGUUUCAAUGAAGUAUACUGCGUGCUGGCAGCAGGGAACGAUAGUAGUUGCAUUAUAUAUUAUUUCGAUACAGUUUUUGAAGUGGUGAGAUUGGAGGAAAUGAAUGGUUUGAAGGUGGCAAUGAAAAUUAACUCUACUAGCGAAACAUGUCCAGAGUCUACAUCUACUUCAUUUUCAAAUUUAACUAUUUCCGAUCCAACAUAUCCAUAUACAGUUUUCACCUACUCAAUUUCUUAUUUGGAUGACUCGUGGAAAUUUGACUACAAUGUCACCCGCACGUGCCCACCAGACUGGAAAUUAUAUAACCGACCUCUAUCAGAUUAUUGUCUGAAACUCUAUGGCAACCCGAACGCCACGUAUAAUCAACAACAGGCGACUGACUUUUGUGAUACGCAGAAUGCCACGUUGGCAGGAUUGGAGAGUUAUGAGGAGAGAAAUGCAAUGACUUCACAAGGCUUUGCAAUAAACUUGCAAGACCCACGUGGCCUACCAUAUUCCGGAUUUUGGGUGUCCGGGAUACGGAAAUCAUCAUGUUCAACACUGGCAGAAGUGAAAACAACAGCAUGCAAUGGGACUGGUGGGUUCGACUACACUGACAAGUAUCUUUCAACACUAUCCGGAUACAUCUGGGCACCUGGAAAUCCAGAUGGAGUCAAUGCUUCCGGUGCCUAUCAGAACUGUGUCAUGCUUCGAACACAGACAAAUGGAACUCUCUUAUUGGGAGUCGUUGAUGAUGUGCAAUGCACCUACACAACUGGAACUGCAUUCGAUAUUCAUGGAUUUGUAUGUGGUAAAAUUCCAGGAAUUUGA